Molecule: messenger RNA, 2952 nt
Organism: Nerophis lumbriciformis (worm pipefish)
Lineage: Eukaryota; Metazoa; Chordata; Actinopteri; Syngnathiformes; Syngnathidae
Gene: rbm25b
Product: RNA binding motif protein 25b
Biological process (GO): regulation of alternative mRNA splicing, via spliceosome
Cellular component (GO): spliceosomal complex
Molecular function (GO): mRNA binding
Source: RefSeq, a predicted model, not a curated record
GCGCACCCCCACUCCCGCUCCAAGGAGGCGCUGUGCGGGCCCGUGACGACUAGCUAGUAGCCAUUGUUGCUCAUCCAACUACCGGUGCAUUAGAAAGGAGUCCGCACCGAAAACUAUCCAGUUGGACGCUGUAUAUACGCUCUUCCAACAUUUGUUUCGGGGCUGGUUCGACUCACACCCAGGAUGUCAUUCCCCCCUCACUUAAACCGGCCACUGUUGCCCCCUCCUGGGUUACCACCUCAGUAUCAUGGCUUUCCUCCAGGAGCUCCAAUGAUCCCAGUUCACAUGGGCCUCAUGACUUCUACCCCUGUAAUGGUGUCGUCUCUGCCUGUGGUCAGUAAACCUCCUGUCCAUAGAAUCCUCCGACUCAAAGACGAAGACUGUGGCCCCACCACCACAGUGUUUGUGGGUAACAUAUCCGAAAAAGCGUCGGACAUGCUGAUCCGACAGCUGCUGGCGAAAUGUGGAAUAGUCUUGAGCUGGAAAAGAGUCCAGGGAGCCUCAGGCAAGCUCCAAGCUUUUGGGUUUUGUGAGUACAAGGAGCCGGAGUCCACAUUGCGAGCCCUGAGGCUCCUUCAUGAACUGCACAUCGGUGACAAAAACCUUCUUGUGAAGGUGGACGCCAAGACGGGAGCACAGUUAGAAGAGUGGAAGGCCAAGAAGAAGAGCACUAAUGGGACAGUGAAUGCAGACUUUGGAGACGACAAAGAUGAGGUUCUGGAUGAGGAGACCCAGAAGAAGGAUCAGCUUGUCAAAGGUGCUAUUGAUGGAUUAAUGCGCGAGUAUGCUGACGAGCUCAACGCGCCCUCACAGGAUGAAGAGUCACAGCGACGAAAGAGAAGAAAAGACAAAAAAGAAGAGGAUGACUUGAACACUAUUGAUAUGGAGGAUGACAAGAGAGACCUGAUUUCCAGAGAGAUUAGUAAAUUUCGUGACACCCACAAGAAACUGGAAGAGGAGAAGGACAAGCGAGAGAAGGAGCGGCUGGAGAUUGAGCGGCAGAGGAAGGAGCGGGAAAAGGAGCACGAGCGGGAAAGAGAGCGGCGGGACCGCGAGCGUGAGAAGGAGCGUGAGAGGGAGCGAGAGAGAGAGAGGGAGAGAGAGAAGGAGCGUGAGCGUGAGCGGGACCGGGGCCGAGAUAAAGACCGCGAGCGCAGGACCAGAGAACGAGAGAGAGAAUGGGAGAGGGGCCUAAGCCGAGACAGGACUGUUGUUCGCAGCCGGUCCAGGGAGAAGAGCCGAGAUCGAGAGCGAGAAAAGAAGCGAGAGCACGAGGAUGAAGAGGACGUGCACGAACGCAGGAGACUGGAGAGGAAGCUGCGAGACAAAGAAGCAGCCUAUCAGGAGCGCCUUAAAAACUGGGAGCUCAGGGAGAGGAAAAAAGCGCGCGACUACGGCAAAGAUGCUGAGAGGGAAGACGAGCGCAGACGAGAGAUGGUGAAGGAAGGCAAGCGACUGAAAGAGUUCUUGGAGGACUACGACGACGACCGCGAUGACCCAAAAUAUUACAGGGGCAGUGCACUGCAGAAACGCCUCCGCGACCGAGAGAAGGAGGUGGAGGCGGAUGAGCGUGACAGGAAGAGAGAGAAGGAGGAGCUGGAGGAGAUCAGACAGCGGCUGCUCGACGAGGGACAUCCAGAUCCAGACGCAGAACUACGCAGGAUGGAAGAGGAAGAGGAGGAGCGUCUGAGACGACCCCCUGUGGUCCAGGAGCCUGAACCUGAGCCUGAGGAGCCACGGGAGCGCCACAGGGCCUCACGGGACCACAGGGACCAGCGGGACCACAGAGACCAGAGGGACCACAGAGAGGACCGAGACAGACCCGAGGCUCGCCUGGGCCCUGCCCGUUCUGAGGACGAGGUGGAGGAAGGCGAGGAUGAGGAUUACGACAAUGAGGAGGACAACCCCGAGGUGAAACCCUGCCUCAAGCCCACCAUGAGGCCCAUCACGGCGGCGCCCUCUGUGUCGUCGGGCAGUGGCAACGUGUCCCCCAACACGCCGGGCAACGAGUCGCCGUGCGGCAUCAUCAUCCCUCACGAGAACUCUCCUCCUGACGCUCUACCGCAGGACGAGAACAGACCCAAAAUCGGCCUGAGCCUCAAACUGGCCGCCACAGGAAGUCCAGGGCAAACCAACGCAGGCAAGAGGAAGAAGUUGCCCGUGGACAGCGUCUUCGACAAGUUCGACGAGGAGGAAACGGAGGAACAGCCACGCAAAAGAAAGCUGGUGCCUCUGGACUACGACGACGACAAGAGCCUGGGGGUGGACGGCGCCGGCCUGGCAGCGGUCAAAGGGCCCAACUCUGAAGAGAAGCGCAAACACAUCAAGAGCCUGAUCGAGAAGAUUCCUACCGCCAAGCCUGACCUGUUCUUGUACCCGCUGGAUUGGUCCAUGGUGGACUCGACCUUAAUGGAACGACGAGUUCGACCCUGGAUCAACAAGAAGAUCAUCGAGUACAUUGGAGAGGAGGAAGCAACGCUCGUGGACUUUGUCUGCUCCAAGGUGAUGGCUCACAGCACACCUCAAGGCAUCUUGGAUGAUGUUGCAAUGGUCCUGGAUGAAGAGGCUGAGGUGUUCAUUGUGAAGAUGUGGAGAUUACUCAUCUAUGAAACUGAGGCCAAAAAGAUUGGUUUGGUCAAAUAAGUCAGAACUUAGUUUUAUCAUUCCCCAAACAAAGCAACUUGUCCUUACCUGCUGCUGACAUUGUCUCUUCUUUGUAAAUAAGCUCACUAUUUUGAUCCAAUCAUUUGGAAGGAAACAGCUCAUUUACAUGCAGGACCAAAUAUGUUCUGUCUGCUUGGGUAAGUGUUGCUGCUGUUCUAAUGGAAGUAGCAGACCUGAAACAUCCCUGCAGCUAAAGCACACAUUUAUCAUAAAAGACGUAACGUUAAUGUAUAAGACUCCAUCUUUUGUAUUGUGUAAACAUUUGAAUAAAACUGAGCUUGUUUUGUA